AAAACUAAAAGAAAACAAGGUACUAAUUAAUUGUCCAUAAUGGCUGUUCACAAGGAAGUUAGUUUCGUUGCUUACCUACUAAUUGUUCUUGGAAUGUUUCUAUAUGUUGAUGCUUUGGGUUGUACUAAAGAAUGUGGUAAUCUUGGCUUUGGGAUAUGCCCACGUUCAGAAGGAAGUCCGACAAAUCCCAUAUGCAUCAAUUGUUGCUCAGGCUAUAAGGGUUGUAAUUAUUAUAGUGCUUUUGGGAGAUUUAUUUGCGAAGGAGAAUCUGACCCAAAAAACCCAAAAGCUUGCCCCCUAAAUUGUGAUACAAAUAUUGCCUAUUCAAGAUGUCCUCGUUCAGAAGGAAAAUCGCUAAUUUAUCCCACUGGAUGUACCACAUGCUGCACAGGAUACAAGGGUUGCUACUAUUUCGGUAAAAAUGGCAAGUUUGUAUGUGAAGGAGAAAGUGAUGAACCCAAGCCAUAUAUGUCCACAGCAUAAGGCAUCAAUAAUAUGCGUUGUAGUUUUUAA
Molecule: messenger RNA, 513 nt
Organism: Solanum stenotomum
Lineage: Eukaryota; Viridiplantae; Streptophyta; Magnoliopsida; Solanales; Solanaceae
Product: proteinase inhibitor type-2
Exons: 2
Coding region: 40-483 (147 amino acids)
Molecular function (GO): serine-type endopeptidase inhibitor activity
Source: RefSeq, a predicted model, not a curated record